AUGAACUCAACAAAUCCAGCAACAGUUUUAGGUUUUGGUACAUGGCAGCAGAUUGUAGACAAAUUCUUAUACUGUGCUAACUCUUCAAAGCAAACAGGAGGUUCGAAGAAAAUUACUGAAGCAAACCUUCCACCGCACACUCAUACAGGAACUACAAACACAACAGGUAGUCAUUCACAUUCAAUAACAAAAAGAGGUUAUACAAAUCUUGCAGCAGGUUCGGAUAGACAGGGAAUGCAUAGAUAUGAUAUUUCAAGUGACCCAGUAGAUUCAAGCGCAGGUAUUUUCUGUGGAACCGCAGGAAAUCAUGCCCAUACUUUCACAACAAAUCCAACAGGCUUGGGUGCAGAUUACAUGCCACCAUUUGUGACUGUAUUUGCAUGGUACCGCGUUCAAUGA
Molecule: messenger RNA, 399 nt
Organism: Trichomonas vaginalis G3
Lineage: Eukaryota; Parabasalia; Trichomonadida; Trichomonadidae
Product: phage tail repeat-like family
Exons: 1
Coding region: 1-399 (132 amino acids)
Source: RefSeq, a predicted model, not a curated record